UUAAAACGUUCAACGUUUAAAGACUACAUCGCAAUACACCAAUCAGUAAUCGAUAUGUUUUAUAAAAAGAAGAGUUUUAGGCCCAGAAAGUGAUUUUGUUAAAAGCAAAAUACAAUCGUUUAAUUGACAACCUGUUUUUUGGUGAAAUCAAUAUCACUAAAACUGAACCUGAGGCCAACGACAUCGUGCGUUACUUGAAAAAAAAAACAACUUUUGGUUUCGAGGUCUCACUUUUCCUCUUAUUAACGUAGUAUGCAGCGGUGGGUACAGAUUAUCCUUGUCGUCGCUUGGAAGAUAGCGAUAGUUGGAGCACAGCGUUCUUCUGAAUUUGAUUGUCCAGAAUUUGCGCCAUGGUGUUACAUGAUAUACCCAACUAACAACGAUGGUUGGAAAUACAAAGAUCCACGUGGAGUCAUUUAUGACGGAAACGAAUAUGUUUAUGAAUCUCCAAACUGCUACAAAUUCCUAAGAGUAUAUGAAGAUGAAUGCGUGAGUUCAUGUGCUAAUGCUCAGCUUUUAUGCGAAGAAGAAGGUGGCAACAUCACCGUAAUAGACAGCAUCGACGAGUACGAACAGUUGACAUAUAAUGUGCUACAUGCCCUUAGCGUCGGUCAAAAGAGUACAUUCAGUGUUCAUGUCCAAAACCCCUUGCUAAAUAAUAUUAGCAUGGGUUGCGCAACGAUUAUGAUUGGAGACGGAUAUACAAGUAAUACUAUAAACAUAUACAGUGAUAAUACUACAACUGGUAUAGUGAACAGUAUCGUUUGUGAAUCCAUGGGAAAGUGGUUAGUCGAGGAAAGCGACGUGAUUACAAGAAUAUUUCCUGCGCCUACAACAAUUAAAUUUACGAAUCCAUUAACCGAAACCAAAUCAGAAAUGAAAGAGGGUGCUAACUUGUGGAUUGUUGGUGUUAUAACGUCAAGUGUCGUGGUCACAAUAGCAAUAAUUUUACUAAGUUUAUUACUUAUACGACGCAGGCAGAGAAGAACAACAUCAGGAAAUGGCAAACCUGUAGCUAAAGUUUAUUAUCAUCAAUACGUAGCUAAAGAUGUACACGAUGCGUCACAUAAAAUUGUUGGCCUAAAUCGAAAUACUACAGCUAACGAUGUAACAUUUGAAAAUCACGAGUCCGCAGUUGGAGUCGAAUACCACGAUACCGCAGUUCCACAUAUAUACCACGAUAUCGGAGGUGAAGGGGUAUACCAGAAUUCAGACGUUGGCAGAAGCAAACGAACUGGAAACCAAAAAUGAAUGCACAUGCCAUAGUUGGCGGUCAGACUUCUUCAUGAUGCAGUUCUCUAAGACUGAGACCGCCACCAGAAAGUUGCCGUUUACCGGACCGUGUCGAUAUACAUGAAAACAGUAUUCGCGCUCC
Anneissia japonica is the source of this 1375-nucleotide messenger RNA. RefSeq lists its product as uncharacterized. Lineage: Eukaryota; Metazoa; Echinodermata; Crinoidea; Comatulida; Comatulidae. The record is from RefSeq and is a predicted model, not a curated record. The transcript has 6 exons. Bases 253 to 1251 code for a protein of 332 amino acids.